Thermothielavioides terrestris NRRL 8126 is the source of this 1266-nucleotide messenger RNA. RefSeq lists its product as uncharacterized. Gene Ontology annotation, cellular component: cytosol; intracellular membrane-bounded organelle; membrane. The record is from RefSeq and is a predicted model, not a curated record. The transcript has 3 exons. NCBI's taxonomy places the organism in Eukaryota, Fungi, Ascomycota, Sordariomycetes, Sordariales, Chaetomiaceae. Gene Ontology annotation, biological process: endocytosis; maintenance of cell polarity; exocytosis. Bases 1 to 1266 code for a protein of 421 amino acids. Gene Ontology annotation, molecular function: oxysterol binding.
AUGGACAGCAAAACCCUGUCGUCUCGCCUGCGCGAGUUGGUUAAGUUCCUCGGCACAGUCAAGGGCGACCUCGCCAACGUGACCGGCCCGCCGUCCAUGUUGGCCCCCUGUUCCGUCGUCGAGGUCGGCCACUGCUGGGCCCAGCGCCCGGCCGUCUUUGCCGCCCCGGCCCUCGAGCCCUGCCCAGAGAAGCGCGCCCUGCUCGUCCUCCGCUGGUUCCUCAUCGCCCUGCGCAGCCAGCUCUACGUCGGCGUCGACCUCCAAAACCCCCCAACCCUCAAACCCACCGCCUCCCCAACCUCAAAACCAAAAACAAAAACCAAACUCCCCUCCAUCCGGAAACCCCUCAACGCCUUCCUCGGCGAGCUCUUCCUCGCCUCCUGGUCCGACCCGGCCACGCACACACAGACCCGCCUCGUGGCCGAGCAGGUGUCGCACCACCCACCCAUCACGGCGAUGCACGUGUCGACCCCGGCCCACGGCGGCGUGCGCGCCGACGGCUACGCCCGCGUCGAGAUGACCUUCUCCGGCGCUAGCGGCGUGCUGAUCCGCCAGGUGGGCCACGCGACGCUGCGCGUCGACCGCUACGGCGAGGACUACCUCGUGCCGCUGCCCGACGUCAGGGUGCGCGGCUUCCUGUCCGGCUGCCUGUACCCCGAGAUCGGCGGCACCUACCACAUCGUGGGCAGCUCCGGCGUCGCCGUCGAGGUGCGCUUCAGCGGCGAGGGGGUGUUCCGCGGGCGGCGCAACGCGUUCGAGGCGCGCGUCUACCGGCGCGGGGGGGAGGAGAAGGGCGCCAGCAUCUUCGAGGUGGCCGGGUGCUGGAGCGAGGGGUGGACGGUCAAGGACGGGCGCACGGGCCGCGUGCUGGAGGCGUACGAGGUGGACGCGCCCGAGAACGGGCCGGCGCCGAUGGAGAUGCCGCCCGUGGAGGCGCAGGACCCGUGGGAGUCGCGCCGCGCGUGGGCCGGCGUGCUGCGCGGGCUGCACGCGGGCGACAUGCGCACCGUGGUGGCGGAAAAGACCAAGAUCGAGCAGGCGCAGCGCCAGAUGCGCGCCAGCGAGGCCCUGCGCGGCAUCGUCUGGGAGCCCCUGCUGUUCCGGUCGGUGGCCGGUGCCGAGCACCACGUCUUCCACCGCCUGGCCGACGGCCUGGACUGGCCGCUGCAGCACGAGAAGACCAAGGGGGUCUGGCGGGUGGACGACGAGCGGGUGAAGAACCUGCAGCGCCCGUUCCGGGGCGAGCUCACGCCGUUUGGUUACUAG